AUGGAAGAAAAACGUUUAUUAAACGAUCUUAAAGAAUGUCCAGAUAGUGACAUCCUUAAGGAAGCUUUACUUCAUUAUAAAGAAGCCGUUGAAUUUGAAAAACAAGGUGAUAUUGGCAACUCUUUAAACAGAUAUCGUUGGGCUCAUAAAAUUCACGAGGAUGUGGAGGUAAUAUAUCGUCGAUUAGAGCGCUUGGCGAUUCAAAACAGAAAAGAGCAGAAUGAAGAGGAUCGUAAACUGGUCUCUGAAGAAGAAUCAAUCAAUAAUAGUCAGGAAGAUGAGCUAGCGAAUAAACUGACUCAGCUCUCCGUGGCACCGCCAUUCAUACUCAAGCUUCCAGAUGAGGUUCUGCUGCUCAUAGUAGAGCACUGUUUUGAAAACUUGAACGAUUUGUCUUAUCUACCUCGUAUAGCCCAAAGCUGCAAGCUGCUUGCGAAGGCGUGUCGAGCAGAUUCACUUUAUCGCCAAUUUUGUUAUUUUAGUUACCAACAGAACGAAUGGCAACAAACAAAGGAAAGCAUAGAAGAAGAGCUGUCUUCUGUAUAUCAUCAAAUCUGGAAGGAGAUGUAUUUAAGAAAACCUCGAAUUCGAUUUGAUGGCUGUUAUAUCUCUGUCUGCAGAUAUUUUCGACCAGGAACUAGUGAUACCAGUUGGAACCAACCUGUCCAUUUAAUAUCUUAUUAUCGUUACCUUCGGUUUUAUCCAGAUGGAACUUGUAUGGUUUUCCGAACCAAUACGGAACCAGGUCUCAUUGUUCGAAACUUCGAUCGGCACCAGUCUUCUUUUUUCACACCUUCCUCUUCGAAUCCAGCUUUUAGUAAUGGAGAAGUUGCUUGCAUGGCUACAUGGUCAAUGUCUCCGGCUGGCCAAAUUUUGCUUUCACAUCCCGCUGGCGGUCGGGCUUAUACAUACGCACAAAGCUUACAAGCUAAAGGAAAUCGUUUAAAAUGGGUCUUCUUCUAUGCCGUUGACAAUGAAAUCUUUGAGACAACUGAAUUUCCUUUAACACAUCAUCGAGACUACGUUUUCUCCCGAGUCUACAGUUAUACGUUAGAAAAAUAG
Molecule: messenger RNA, 1062 nt
Organism: Schizosaccharomyces osmophilus
Lineage: Eukaryota; Fungi; Ascomycota; Schizosaccharomycetes; Schizosaccharomycetales; Schizosaccharomycetaceae
Gene: pof7
Product: F-box protein Pof7
Exons: 1
Coding region: 1-1062 (353 amino acids)
Biological process (GO): SCF-dependent proteasomal ubiquitin-dependent protein catabolic process
Cellular component (GO): SCF ubiquitin ligase complex
Molecular function (GO): protein binding
Source: RefSeq, a predicted model, not a curated record